UCCAGUGGCCACCAGAUAACGCUAUUUAGUUACAAACUAACUAGUGUGAGCGUUGGUCGACACCGGGAGACUCUUGUUUGCUGCGCGCACACACCGGUACCUGCCAGAGGUGGUGGGGACCGCUGGAGCAUCUCGCGCUCUCUGCCUCUACAGGUCGGUUACUGACUGGCGAUGACUCAAUGAAAUACAGCAGCCAACUAAGACUGCAAGGCCCUCCCCUGUAGUUUCCCUUGCCGUUCCCCAGCAACUGCAACUGGAAGCAUAGAGAGGACAGAAGAGGAGAGCAGCAGCCGGACAGAUGGAGAAGAAGCAAGGAUCUCCUCACCAGUACGGUUCUCUGGAGCGCACUGAAUGGACCAGAGACAGCAACAAACCAGAGGACGACGUGGUGUCCAUGGCGGACUCCACCAUCACAGUGGAUGACAUUGAGGGGGAGCUCUUUAAGAUUGAGAGGAUCAGGGACAUCCUGGUCAGGAGGGAGUCAGAGCUCAGAUACAUGAUGGAUGACAUUCAGCUGUGCAAGGAGAUCACUCGCCUGAAGAAGGAGCUGCACAAAUUAGUGUCCAUAUCAGUAGGUAAUCUGGGACAAACACUAGAUAGUCAGAUGUCUUGUGCUGCAGAUAAUGACAAGUCCAACGAGGACCGGCAGAAGGAAGAAGAACUACUGCAGCAGAUCCACAAACUGGUCGAGACCAGAGAUUUCCUGGUGGAUGAUGUGGAGUUUGAACGACUCAGAGAGAACGAAGAAGAUAAAGAAAUGGCAGAUUUUCUGAAGUCCAAAUUUCCAAGAAAUAUGAAAAAGACAGGUGUACCAACCAAACGGAUGCCAUCCCGGGGUCAGCAGGCCUCUUCUCCCUUCACCAAGACAGGCCUCACCCUGCUGAAAGAGUGCUGUGGCUUCAUGUGCUCCAUCAUGUAGCCUGGAGUCAAAAUGGAGGGCCCCACUCCAGGGCUGACACAGGGGCCACAAACCAAAAUGGCCAUUCCACAGGAGUCAAUAUUUCCAGUUUCAGCUUUUCAGUCCGAGAAAGACUUUGAAGCAUGGAUGGAGCACUUACAGACACAAGUUGAGAAUUUCCCAGAGGGAGAGCAAAGGAUGUUGCAAAGAUCAUGUGGUGUGUUUUCCAUGUCAAGACCCAAGUUUGUCUUGUGUUGUUUGUCUCUUUCGUUGGAUUUCAUAUCUGAUUUUGUUUUCCUCCCGUGUCUCUGCUCUCCACAUCUCUCAUCCCACUCGUGUUUUCAUUUUUACUCUUGUUAAUUAUCACUGCUCAGCCAACUUCAAGAAAAACAUGACAUACGUUAUUUAUUUCUUUUUUUCAGAUAGGCAAGACAGGGUUUUAAGGACAGAAACAACAUAGCACAAGUCAGCACAAGGCAUGUGUAGUGUACACACUAAUUGGAUUGACACGCCUACAAAUUUUAUAUUCAAAGACCUUAAUGAGCUAUGAUAACUGUCCUAAUUAAAAAAGGAGCUGUUUUGCAGGAGUCAGCAGGCCAGUCUAGACACACUGCUGGAACUUUAUAAUCUGUAUUAAGGAGAUAACACUAAUAAAACUGACAUUAAUCGGGAGCUCUGUUAGGAUGAAGUUGCCUGUGAUUUGACUCCAGGUCCAAAUUGGUACGACCUUUUGAAAAGUGGUUUGUGAAGAAAGAACAGAUGUCUCAUAACGCUCCAUUUUGCUUUAAUAAUAGUUUACUAAUAUUGACUAAUGUAUACUUUUUUCAAGUAUCAGUUUCGAUGCAAAACGUGGGCUGCAGGCUGCAGUGAUUUUUGUGUUUGUUUUUUAUUUGCAAAAAAAACAUAGAAGAACAUCAAACAAUACAAAUUUCGAGAGUUUUUUGUUGCUAAUCCUUACUAGUCAUAGUGUUGUGCUUUUUGUCACAAUGCUUUAGUAUUUAUUGACAUAUUUCUGAUGAGUAUUCAACAGACGCUACAGUAUGGAGGGGGCUAACAAGUUGACAGUAGAAGGGAAAGGUAGUGAUUGCAGUGUCAUGUGGGGACACAGUAUUAUCUAUAUGGUACUGUAUGCACUUGAGCAAGCUGAGGUAUCAGCACAUAUACACCACUCCAGUGAUAAAGAUAGAUCAUACGCAUCACUAAGGCACACUUGACAGUGUUUUAAGUGAGUACUUUAUGUUUCAUAUUAAUCCACUGGCCAGGGGCAAAACUCUUCAGCCCACUUCCACUAUGAAUAAAUAUUUGUUACCACCCUAUGUUUUAUCAGUUAUUAUGGUCUGAAUAUGUACCUAUAGAAAGUGUAUCCAGGGAUGGCCAAUCAAACUACGGAGCAGAUCUCUGUGUUGCCAAGAAGAACAGUCGCCAUAGCAACCUUGUAUACCCCAUAUCUUUACAAUGAGACAAUGAUGAAGGUUGGAUGGAUUGGAGAGAUCAGACUUCAUAGAUGUGACAAAAACUCGAGCGCAAUCAUGGUUACCUAAUGAAAGCUAAACAGGAGACAGAAUAAUAUUGCUGUUUUAAUUGUGGUGAUUUUCAUAUUUUGGAUUCACUCUGGGGAUAACAGCCAAUUUAGGAUUGCAAAAAAUCUACCAUAAUUGAGCCUCUGAAUCCCUUUCACAUCCUUUUAGAUAAACUAACAACCAUUUGGAGAUCUUUUUAAAUCAUUAUAGAUGAUACAAGAAUCUCCCAGUUUGUUUCCCAUCCCUGUUAUACGCAGUGUUCUCUUUUAUGGUUUAUUCCCAACUAGUCCUUGGGAUGGAUACAUGGAUACAGCUGUCUCCUUUGUUCAGUCACUGGAUCUUUUGAUUUUCAGUCUCAACACUGUCAUAGAAGCUUUGGGUCACAUAUCACCCAGCAACCAUGUCUGGUGCUGUCAUGGAGGUUCACAGGGGAAUUAGAUGUGUGCCAGUAAUGUUGAAAUGCCAUAAGUAACUCCCAUGGUAGAAAAACAAAAAGAUACUGGUAUACCAGGAAAAUAUUUCUUCUUGUUAUAUGGGUGUGUAAGUAAAAUGUGAGAAGAAGUGGAUAGGAAAUUUGUUUCUAAAUGUUAAGUAUUAUGACAGUGUCAACCAUUUUGCUGUUUACUUCUGUAUUUGUAACCUUAGUUUUGAAAAAGACAGUAAUGGUUUGAUGAAAUUUACAAAUAUAGUGGAAACACAAAAUCUAUCAUCUGAGCCAAAAUAAUCAGUUCAUACAAAAACUUAACAUAACUUUGCCUUUUUAAGUCUGUUCCCAUGAUUGAACUGCAUAGUUUAUAAAAUAGCUCUUCGCCCUGACAAAGACCUUCAUCUAAUCAGUAAUUGUUUUUUUGAGUGUGUGACAUGUUUCUGUUCUUCAGUUUUCACAUUUAGACAUAAAACCAGCUGUUCGCACCAGCUGUAGGGUGUGUUACAUCCCCUAACUGUGCUCUGCCUGAGUCAAGCGAGGAUUCAAGAAUCUUCUGAGGAGAAUUCUUAGAGACGUGGAAGAGACCAUGUAGCCUCUUAGGAGAGACACGGUGUCACAGGAGAAGGAGUCAAAGAGAGAAAAUGACAUUAGAAUAGAGGCUGAAAGCAGGGGAGAUGAAUAAAAAGAGAGAGAAAGAGAGAGAGAGAGUGGGAGGGCACAGAGUUUGGGGGUGGUGGGGUGGUGGUCUAAUCUUCAGUGUGAGUCAUCCUUAGUGAAAACACUGCGAGUUCCCACAAGGGCAGCUCUCAGUGAACGCUACGUGAAAAGGACAGGAUUGUCAGUCAAACACAAUAAUCCUGUACACCUUCUGCACAGCUCACUGUGUACAAGAGGUGACAGUACAAAUGUGUUUGUACAGGUGUGUGAGAAACAAAUAAAUGAGAAAGAAAAUGUGAGUGCAGUAUGUGUACCUGUGCUUGUUUGCGUGCCUAGGAACACGAGGGUGAUAACAAGAGGUACAGUAGCUGUCACUGCUUUGUUACUAUGGUUACUGUGACUUGAUGGUAUACUCUCACUUCUUGUUUCAUUUGGUCAUACUAUGUAAUGUAAUAGCCUACACUAAUGCAAGGCUGCAUGUGUUGUAAUAUUGCUAGGGGAAGAAUAUAAGGACCUGUUUUUAUAAUGUUCAGUGCACAGAGUUCUUAAAUGUUCUCAGUUAAAGCUGCAAAUGUAAUAAAUUAAAUCUUAUCUCAA
Messenger RNA from Siniperca chuatsi (mandarin fish), 4099 nucleotides. RefSeq names its product bMERB domain-containing protein 1-like. Lineage: Eukaryota; Metazoa; Chordata; Actinopteri; Centrarchiformes; Sinipercidae. The record is from RefSeq and is a predicted model, not a curated record. Bases 299 to 919 code for a protein of 206 amino acids. The transcript has 6 exons.